Messenger RNA from Bradysia coprophila, 395 nucleotides. RefSeq names its product lipase member H-like. NCBI's taxonomy places the organism in Eukaryota, Metazoa, Arthropoda, Insecta, Diptera, Sciaridae. The record is from RefSeq and is a predicted model, not a curated record.
GUAUUACAAUCAGUUCGGCAACACAAGUGAUUAGUACAACAUGAAGUUAGACUAUAUUCUCAUCGCCAUAGUGCUGGCCAGUGAAGUUGCUGCAUCACCCCUUCUCACCAAAGAACACAACUGGAAUUUAAUUGCAGAUGAUGGCGGGAGAAUGCAUUUGAUUGACACAGCAAUUAGUGUAACAUCGAGCAACGAGCCACGAUUCGUUGCAUUCAACGACGUUGUGUUUCGUCUAUUCACACGCACUAAUCCAACUGUUGCGCAAAUCAUUACUAUUUACAACGAUGGGCAAUUAACUAGCAGCGCUUUCAAUCCAAACCAUCUAACCAGACUCCACAUUCAUGGUACGCCUACAACAUACUAAAUGCUUGAUUUUCAAGUUAACUAACCUCCAC